CUAUUGAAUGUUCGCUUGUGCGUUAUAAAGGACUUACGAAGUAAAUAAAUAAAUUUAUUUGAAAAGUAACAUUUAGGCGAUUUAUUUAAGCGAUACAACCAUGAUUGUGAUUUGGAUAUAUAUGUCUGCUUUGUUUGAACUGACACAAUGCGCCGGUCAGUUCCGGUACGCGGUGAGGAACGAUGUGUACUCUCCUACCUUCUACCACGAGAAGGAUAUGGAACUGGUUGAUAACAACACUCUCGCCUACUAUAUGAACAAGGCGUGCGACAUGUACCCAGAAACGUUCACCAAGUAUGUUGCCACGUAUUUCCCGGGGUUGGGCUACUACAUCGAGUCCAUUAACAAUCAGGCUUCUAACUGGCAACAGGACAAGACCUACUGGCAGAUAAGGAAUGACUCCGGACUCUUGCCCCUUGGUGCGAGCAGUUAUGUACCAUCCAAUGGCGAGAAUAUAAUGUUCAACUUGACUGUGUUCGAACCAUUUCCGUUCCACGAAACGUUUAGCUAUACUGUCAACAAUGAAAUCAAUGUCCCCUACUUCAACCACUCCGUAGACUUAUUUAUCAUAGACGAAAAACCACUGGUUUAUUACAUGAGUACUGCUUGUAAGAAAUACCCGGAUGUAUUUACAAACUACUCGGCUACUUACUUUCCAACACUAGGCUACUUUAUCGACUCAAUAAACGGUUUGGCCGGCGACUGGGAUACUGAUAAGUCAUAUUGGAGAAUACUUAACUUCAGUCAACCUCUGUCUGUCGGAGUGAGUUCUUAUGUUCCAAGACCGGGCGAUAACAUCGUAUUUAACUUCACCCUAUCUGAAAAAGAGAAAGGUACGGACCAUGCAAAAACAACAGAGACUCCUUCCAACAUAAGCUCCAAUGCGCCAGUCGUUUUUUCGACAAGCACACGAGCAGCAACUACGACUACAACGGCUGUGAUGGGACCGAAGUUUAGAUACACAGUACGAAACAAGAUGGUGAAACCCUACUUUUCACAUUCCGUCCAACUGAGAAUUGAAGACAAACAGCCGCUGAUUUACUAUAUGGAGAAGGCAUGCGACAAAUACCCCAAGAAAUUUAAAAAAUUCUCCGUGUCGUACAAGCGACCUUUUAAUGGAUACUUUGUGGAUGCGAUCAAUGAGGUUUUUGGAAAUUGGUACAAGGAUGAAACAUUCUGGCUGAUUCAGAACAAGACAGGCCCAGUCGACUUAGGUGUGAGCAGCUACAUUCCCACUCCUGGCGAUGAAAUUACCUUUCGGUUUGUACACGGAUACGACUAUUUACCGAACCAUGACAAAACGACUCCAUCUCCGAACAAUUGCAACUGUUCCUGUAAGGUUCCAGCCGACGGCUAGCUUAUGUCAAUGAAGCCUAAUAUUGUAACACCUUUUGCUACGACUAUGGUUCAAACAUUAAAAUAUGAGACAAUAAUUAAUCUCGCGAUGAAAAUUAAAUACUUAUCUUAAACCUGUACUCCAUUUUGGGUUUUGAGGACCAGCUCUAUGGUCGUAUUCCUAAUGUCGAUCUUAUUGUCAUACAUCAAUGAUUACAUUCACAACAAAAGUUCGAUAUUUUUUCUCACACAAUCCGUUUAGCUGCAUCGAUCUUAGAUUUAGUUUAGACCAAUAUUGAAUACCCUACAUUGUCAAUUAGCUCGGUACAUGUCUCUGUGAUGGAAAAAAUCAACUUUAAUUUGACAUUGUUUCUUUUUUGGGUUCUGUCUGGGAAGCUUUUGGUUUUGUAAGCCUCCAAAAUACGGACAUGGGCUUGGCAUAACAAUUUAAAAAUGUCUUCCAUCAAUUAUAAUUGCAAAUUGAAACAAUGAAAAUAGCAGGGUAUACGUAAAUUAAGUCUGUGUUGAGAUUUACGAGUGUUUAAGACGGAUUUUCACCUAGUUAAUGGUCUAAAUAUUCCAACCGAAACAUGCCGUGCCGCAACAAAGUGAUUGGCUUUCAUGAACACUGGAUAUGAGAUAUGAGUGUGUUUUUGCAUUUGUAUGAAAUAAAAUAAUACUGUA
Molecule: messenger RNA, 2019 nt
Organism: Mya arenaria
Lineage: Eukaryota; Metazoa; Mollusca; Bivalvia; Myida; Myidae
Exons: 8
Coding region: 101-1357 (418 amino acids)
Source: RefSeq, a predicted model, not a curated record